Staurois parvus is the source of this 325-nucleotide messenger RNA. Lineage: Eukaryota; Metazoa; Chordata; Amphibia; Anura; Ranidae. The record is from the annotation of a GenBank genome assembly.
UACUGUGUGAGUUGUGAUUGGUUACAGCUUGUCACAUGUUACAAGGCUGUUGUGAAUAGCCUUGUACCAUGUGACCUCUGUGAUCAUUCACAGAUUUCACAUGUAGUAAGCAAUUAUGUCAGAAGUGACAUCUUGCUUACUACUCUGCAUGUGAUCACUGAUUGGCCAAUCAGUGCGCAAUUGGCGAUUCAGCUGUCAAUCACCAGGUCCCGGCCGGUGAUUCCCCGCUAGCACCCGGCGAUCACCAAGGAACACUGACGGGGAAGAAGUCUGUAUGUAAACAAUACAGAUCUGUCGCCUGUCAGCUCCAGAACACUGCUUUGUA